GGCGCCCGAGUUUCACUUUGUAACUUUUAAGUGGUCGGGACGCCGCCGCGCCGGGUCAGGUGGGGCAGACCACUCCCCUGGUCGUGCCUGCCAAGCUGCCGCCGCAGGGAAGUGUCUAAGGCCAAUGCCCCAGGACCCAGAGGUCAGGAGAGUCCUUCGAGAAAUGAGUGCGGGCCCGAGGCCUGGCCCCCAGAGACACCGCCAACCCAGGACCCCUCCAACAGGCCCAUCCACCAUCCUUCCUCCCCCUGGCAUCUGGGAGGACAGGCAUGACGACCGACUCCCCAUUCCUGGAGCUAUGGCAGUCCAAGGCCGUGUCCAUCCGUGAGCGGCUGGGCCUCGGGGACCAGCCCAACGACUCCUACUGCUACAACUCGGCCAAAAACAGCACCGUGCUCCAGGGGGUCACCUUUGGUGGCAUCCCCACCGUCUUGCUCAUAGAUGUCAGCUGCUUCCUGUUUUUAAUCUUGGUGUUUUCCAUCAUAAGAAGAAGAUUCUGGGAUUAUGGCCGCAUUGCCCUGGUGUCAGAAGCAGACAGUGUUCCUAGUGAGUCCAGAUUCCAGAGACUGUCAUCAUCUUCCUCCUUAGGGCAAGACUUUGAGAGCGAGCUGGGAUGCUGCCCAUGGCUGACCGCGAUCUUCCGUCUGCAUGAUGACCAGAUCCUGGAGUGCUGUGGGGAGGACGCCAUCCACUACCUGUCCUUCCAGAGGCACAUCAUCUUCCUGCUGGUGGUGGUCAGCUUCUUGUCCCUGUGCGUCAUCCUGCCUGUCAACCUCUCAGGAGACUUGCUGGCAAUGACCUCCUUUGGCUGCACACCAUCUUCGCUGUCGUUUACCUCCUCCUCACCGUGGGUUUCAUGCGGCACCACACCCAGUCCAUCAAGUACAAAGAGGAGAAUCUGCUGAGACGGACUCUGUUCAUCACAGGACUCCCUCGAGAUGCCAGGAAGGAGACGGUGGAGAGUCACUUCCGGGAUGCGUAUCCCACGUGCGAGGUGGUGGACGUGCAGCUGUGCUACAACGUGGCCAAGCUGAUCUACCUAUGCAAGGAGAGGAAGAAGACUGAGAAGAGUCUGACAUAUUACACAAACCUGCAGGCGAAGACGGGCCAGCGGACCCUCAUCAACCCCAAGCCCUGCGGCCAGUUCUGCUGCUGUGAAGUGCAGUGGUGCGAGUGGGAGGAUGCCGUCUCUUACUACACACGCAUGAACGACAGGCUGCAGGCGAGGAUCACCGAGGAGGAAGGCCACGUUCAGGACCAGCCCCUGGGAAUGGCUUUUGUCACCUUCCAAGAGAAGUCCAUGGCCACCUACAUCCUGAAGGACUUCAAUGCCUGCAAAUGUCAGGGCCUCCGGUGCAAAGGUGAGCCCCAGCCUUCCCCCUACAGCAGGGAGCUGUGCAUCUCCAAGUGGACAGUCACCUUUGCCGCUUACCCCGAGGACAUCUGCUGGAAGAACCUUUCUAUCCAGGGCCUCCGCUGGUGGCUUCAGUGUCUGGGCAUCAAUUUCACCCUCUUCGUGGGACUGUUUUUCCUGACCACUCCCUCCAUCAUUCUCUCCACCAUGGACAAGUUCAAUGUCACCAAACCCAUCCAUGCACUGAAUGACCCGAUCAUCAGCCAGUUCUUCCCUACCCUCCUCCUCUGGUCCUUCUCGGCCCUGCUCCCCACCAUGGUCUACUACUCAACGCUGCUGGAGUCUCACUGGACCAAGUCAGGGGAAAAUUGGAACAUGAUGACCAAGAUCUACAUAUUCCUGAUCUUCAUGGUGCUAAUCCUGCCCUCCCUUGGCCUCACCAGCCUGGACUUUUUCUUCCGGUGGCUCUUUGACAAAAACACCUCUGAGGCCUCUAUCAGGCUGGAGUGCGUCUUCCUGCCCGACCAGGGCGCCUUCUUCGUGAACUACGUCAUCGCCUCGGCCUUUAUCGGCAACGGCAUGGAGCUGCUGCGGCUGCCGGGCCUCAUUCUCUAUACCUUCCGUAUGAUCAUGGCCAAGACAGCUGCCGACCGCAGGAACGUCAAGCAGAACCAGGCCUUUGAGUACGAGUUUGGAGCCAUGUAUGCGUGGAUGCUGUGCGUCUUCACCGUCAUCAUGGCCUACAGCAUCACCUGCCCCAUCAUCGCGCCAUUCGGCCUCAUCUACAUCCUGCUCAAGCACCUGGUGGACCGGCACAACCUCUACUUCGCCUACCUUCCAGCCAAGUUGGAGAAGAGGAUCCACUUGGCCGCAGUGAACCAGGCCUUGGCAGCCCCCAUCCUGUGCCUCUUCUGGCUCUACUUCUUCUCCUUCCUGCGCCUAGGUAUAAAGGCCCCCUCCACCCUGUUCACCUUCCUGGUCGUGCUGCUCACCAUCCUGGUCUGCCUGGCCUACACCUGCUUCGGGUGCUUCAAGCACCUCAGCCCUCUGAACUACAAGACAGAAGAAUCAGCAAGCGACAAAGGAAACGAGGCCCACGUGCCUCCGCCAUUCACGCCCUAUGUGCCUCGGAUUCUGAACAGCUUGGCCUCGGAAAGGACAGCCCUGUCCCCGCAGCAGCAGACCUAUGGUGCCAUCCACAACAUCAGUGGGACUCUCCCUGGGCAGCACCUGGUCCAGAGCCCAGCAGACAGCAUGGCUGCUGCCUACCAGGAGGCCUGAGGCUGAGCAAAGUGCCCGGAGAGCCUGGGAGCAGAGAAGCCACAGGAGAACUGGCUGACCACGGCCCCAACCAAGUUCACGCCUUCUUUCCAUCAGUUUCAAGUCUCUCUGCUCUGCAGAGAUGGAGCCAGGCACGUCUAGCUCAGACCCUGUUUGAGGGGCAGUGUUGGCCUGCCAGCUGAGGGCCACUGGCAGCGGCCCUUCUUCUGGUAACAGCAGCAGUGAAGGGAGAAGGUGCAGCUCCCCGCCCUCACUGAGGCUGUGCAGUUCCCAGGCCCCCUCCUACAUGAGCUGCCAGCUCUGUGGCUGGGAUGCCGUCCCUGGUGGUUUGUAGCCAAGAUCACCUGCUGGAAUUGUGCCCCUAGGCCAAUUAGCCCUGAAGACUAUAUUGGGUAAUAGAAAUGGACCAGUCGGGGGGAGUGGUACUGCCUCCUGAGCACCCACACACUGCCUGGCCCCUGUAGGCACACACGGCUGAUAACCAAAGAGCCCGCAGCAGUCCCAGGGCUGACGCGGGGACUAGAUGGGGCCCAGCGCCCUCUCCUUGUGUUCAUUCACCUGCCCUGGCCCAGCCCAGCCAUGGCCAGUGUGUUCCGCACAGGCCUUUCCCAGCUAUGCACUCGCCCUCCCACCCUGUCCUUAAGGUUUUGUUUUGGUAUUGCGUUGUCAGGGAUGCUGUCUGGGCCAGGGUCACCCAGCAGCAGGCAGGGACAAUGAGGACCUCUAAUAAAGUGCCCAUAGGACCACA
Tupaia belangeri chinensis (Chinese tree shrew) is the source of this 3383-nucleotide messenger RNA. It is a transcript of the gene TMEM63A, whose product is annotated as transmembrane protein 63A. Lineage: Eukaryota; Metazoa; Chordata; Mammalia; Scandentia; Tupaiidae. Gene Ontology annotation, cellular component: plasma membrane. Gene Ontology annotation, molecular function: calcium-activated cation channel activity; nucleic acid binding. The record is from RefSeq and is a predicted model, not a curated record.